UAGGGACGCGGAGCGCGGCUGCUCCGAACUUGUCAGCUAAAAUGAAAAAACCUGCCUCGAAAACUAGCUGUUUGGAUAAAAGUUAGCGAAGCGCUGCAAAAAGCGAGCAAACAGAGAACGCGGUAUCAAUUUCUCAAUGCAAACGUUUGUGAAUUACGCGAGAAUUGAUUGCGUCUAUUUAAUCGGCACGCGUGGCCACGCUCACACGCUCCAUUUUCUCUUCAAAUAUCACCUAUCCAUCUCGAAAGUGGAAAAGACGUCACGAGAACAUGAAAAGAGGGAAAGUUUGUCGUUCGCGAAGGGGAAAAGGAAUUACUUGGGACAUCUGGGAAGUCGAGGAACUCGUAAGUCGAUUCUCCCGCAUCGUUCACGCGAAAACUUCACCGGGUCAUUUGUGUCACGAGACGGAAUUGGUAAAAUUUGUGAGUCGUGAAACAAAGUUGUGCACGUUCAAACGAUCUCUCGGAAAGCACGAUAUUGAAGUAUUAUCUGAGUGAAGUUGACUUAUCAGCGUUAGCUGUGCGUAUACGAAACAACAAAUGACCGAUGACUACUAGCAAACUAUGCGAUGACUGGCUGACUAACGUUGCUCGAUUGCCACUGACCAUCGUCGACGGUAAGCCCUUGGAACACAAACACAUCGGUGUCAGAUGGUGGUAAACAGUCGAUCGGCGAUCAUCGCGCUGCUUGGACAUACGUAAACGUGCGUAUAAGCUACGUAACGAGUGUGAGAGUGGGCGCGCGAGUGUGAUCAACCGGUGCAGACCGCGAUUCCGCUGUCUGUCUAGCAGCCUGCCGUGCCAACGUGCCUUCGUGCCAGCACCGUGUUACCGUACCAGAAAGUGUCUCAUCGAGAGUGUAUCACGCCCACAUUGGCGUCUCUAUUUGCACGUUACUCGAAUUCGGCCAUGAGGACCGCCGUCUGACCGAUCGCCAUCCAACUACUUAACUGCAUCGUCGUUCAUCCGCUCCGGUCGUAGCCAUCGUAUCAUCCCGGCUUCCUCGCUCGAGUAUCGGAGGAAGAAACGCCGGAUCAUGAACUCUAACGCCUUCGGGUACGAUUCGAGACCGUGGAUGCAGCCAGGUAUCGGAGGCGGAGGUGGCGCGGCCCACGUAGGUGGGACAGGUGACGACGAGGCUCCGAAAGAUCCCGGUGUUCGGAUCACUCAUCAAUCUUACACCGAGAAAGAUUUCGAAGGUCACAGAGCGCACACGGUAUAUGUGGGCGUGCAUCUACCAGGCGAAAGGAGACAUCGUCGUCAUCACAAGCACCAUCAUUCUCAACGUCAGUUGGGAACAAGCAGUACCGAUAAGGAGAAUGUCGACAACGAUAGGCCCAGACAAUUGCUGAUGACUCGAAGGAGUCGACUAUCUAAUAUCUGCGAUCCCGACGGCGAGAUGAUACUUACGCCGCCAGCCCAGAGGGUGCAGUUUAUUCUGGGCGAGGAAGUCGGGGACGAUGCCCACGAGUCCCACCCCCUCUUCUCCGAGAUGGAGGAGCUCGUCAAGGAUGGUGACGAGAUGGAAUGGAAGGAAACGGCCAGGUGGAUUAAGUUCGAGGAAGACGUGGAGGAGGGUGGAAAUAGGUGGAGCAAACCUCACGUAGCGACGCUCUCGCUACACGCUCUCUUCGAGCUAAGGAGCCUGCUGUUAAAUGGAACUGUGAUGUUGGACAUGGAGGCGGCGAGUUUGGAACAAAUCGCCGAUUUGGUACUCGAUAACAUGAUCAACAAGGGCUCCUUGCCGAUCGAGGCGAGGGAAAAGGUCAGGGAAGCUCUUCUGGUGAGGCAUCGACAUCAACACGAGAGACGCAAGGAUAAUAACAUGUCCAGGCUACCAAUUAUCAGAUCCUUGGCCGAAAUAGGUCGAAAUCAUUCCUCUUCGAAGAAUUCCGACUGUACUUGUGGUUUGCAUGCGUUGUUGACGUCAGAUUUACAGGAGCGUCGCGACGCUAGGGACGCCUACGCUCCCUCCGUCGCUCGCAGUAGCAGUUGCCCGAAUUCGAAUACGGCUCUGCUUUCGAAAGAAGCGAAAGAUCUGAAAGGACCGUACCUUCUAGUUCCAGACGAAUUCGGCAUUCCCCACGUGGUCGGAUUCACAGCAUGGUUCGCGAUGUGUCAACUAAAAGUGGAGGAAUCGAAUUCUGCCCCGGCGAUCGCCGGCGCUACAAGUCACGGCAGUGGGCCAGCGCUGAAUGCCGGUAGCCGCUUCCUUGCCAUACCCGGUAAUCCCGGCCAAGAACCAGGCACCAACGGGAUGGAUCGAAGUCCAAGCAGCGUGUCAAUUAGCCGAAAUCACAGUUCCUCCGCCUUAGAAAACGGAGACGCAAAUCACAAGGGUAAUACUCAUUUUAUGCGGAAAAUACCAGCUGGAGCCGAGGCGAGCAACAUUCUCGUAGGAGAAGUCGAUUUUUUAGAUAAAACGCUGUCAGCUUUUAUUCGGCUAAGCCAGGCGGGAAUAAUGGGUGACUUAACGGAAGUUCCUGUGCCAACAAGAUUUAUAUUUGUCCUGCUCGGACCUACGGGAGGAAUCACAGGUUUCCACGAGAUUGGCCGUGCCAUGGCUACGCUGAUGUCCGACGAAGUCUUCCACGACGUGGCGUACAAGGCCAAGAACAGAAAUCAUCUACUUGCAGGAAUCGACGAGUUUUUAGACGCUGUUACGGUUCUACCGCCAGGAGAAUGGGACCCUGCGAUCAGAAUAGAACCGCCUGCCGCUAUUCCUUCGCAGGAUGUAAGGAAGCGACCAAAAGAAGAGAAACCGAAGGAAGACCCAGACGACGAAGCAGACGAGCAAAAGUUGAGGGAAGAAUCCGGUCUAUCGAGAACUGGCAGGCUUUUCGGUGGCUUGGUAAACGACAUAAAGAGAAAAGUGCCGUUUUAUUUUUCCGACUUCAAGGACGCGUUAGCUCUUCAAUGCGUAGCCUCUUUUAUCUUCCUGUAUUUUGCCUGCCUCUCGCCUAUAAUUACAUUUGGUGGUUUGCUGAGCGAAGCCACAGGCAAAAAUAUGGCCGCCAUGGAGUCGCUCGUUUCCGGUUUCGUUUGCGGCAUCGGAUAUGGAUUUUUCUCUGGUCAACCUCUCACCAUUCUCGGUUCCACCGGCCCAGUCUUAGUCUUCGAGACGAUAGUCUACGAAUUUUGCAAGAAAUCAGAUUGGAACUACAUGUCGUUCCGCUUCUGGAUCGGCUCGUGGAUAACACUGAUUCUGGUAAUCCUCGUGGCGAUCGACGCUAGCGCUUUCGUGUGCUACAUCACGCGGUUCACAGAGGAAAACUUCGCCACUCUGAUCGCGUUUAUCUUCAUUUACAAGGCCAUUGAAAACGUAUUGUCAAUCGGCAAAAAGUAUCCUAUAAAUACUCAUGCGAACGAACCGUUCAACUACGAGUGUUGGUGCAAGCCGCCGAAUGGCAGCCUGCCGUCCAGCUACGACAACAUUAAUUGGACGGCGCUCGAUCAAAAAACAUGCCAGAGUUACAACGGCACGCUGGUGGGCGAUGGUUGCAACCUACCGCACUACAUACCCGAUGUGUUCCUCAUGUCAAUUAUACUAUUCAUGGGCACAUUCUUGCUAUCCGUCGAGCUCAAAGAUUUCAAGAACGCUCUCUUCUUUCCAUCAAAGGUCAGACAGGUGGUCAGUGAUUUUGCUGUGAUCAUCGCGAUUUUUUCGAUGAGCACGCUCGACCAUUUCGUGAAUAUUCCAACGCCCAAGCUCGAAGUACCGGAGGAAUUCAAGCCGACGUUGGCCGGUCGGGGAUGGAUGAUCUGGCCUUUUCAAAGCAAUCCAUGGUGGAGCGCCAUCGUCGCGUGUCUGCCAGCUCUCUUAGGCACUAUACUGAUUUUUAUGGAUCAACAAAUUACAGCCGUGAUAGUCAAUAGGAAAGAGAACAAAUUAAAGAAAGGAUGCGGCUAUCAUUUGGAUCUGUUCGUCCUUGCGAUCCUGAUAGAAAUUUGCUCGGUGAUGGGACUGCCCUGGUUCGUCGCGGCAACGGUGCUCUCGAUCAAUCACGUGAAUUCGUUGAAGCUGGAAUCGGAAUGUGCCGCGCCAGGCGAAAAACCGCAGUUUCUCGGUGUCCGCGAACAGCGUGUUACACACAUUUUAAUUUUUUUGAUGAUCGGCUGCUCGGUUCUGCUCACGCCAAUGUUGAGACACAUACCGAUGCCGGUGCUGUUUGGAGUUUUCCUCUACAUGGGAGUUGCUUCGUUGAAGGGACUUCAAUUUUUCGACAGAAUUUUAAUCAUGCUGAUGCCGGUUAAAUACCAACCUGACUAUAUGUUCCUUCGGCAGGUACCAUUGAAACGCGUUCAUCUGUUUACAACGAUACAGUUGACUUGUUUAGCCUGCUUGUGGAUUAUCAAAUCUUUCAGCAGUACCUCCAUCCUGUUUCCUUUGAUGUUGGUGGUGAUGAUUGGGAUACGAAAGUCCUUAGACCUGUUGUUCACUCAACGCGAGUUAAAGAUCUUGGACGACGUAAUGCCGGAACCAAGCAGGAAACACGCCGAAGAUCUACGACAACUGGAGAGCGGCGAGGAACAGAACGAGUCUAUGGCAUACGGACCGUCGGGAAACAUACAGAUUUCGUUAGCGAACGGCAACAUUAUGAAGAUCCCAAUGGCGAGCAUCAAUAUCAGCGAAGAGGUGAAUAAAACCGGGAUUUGGCAACAAGUGAACGAAGGCAACGAGAAAACGAAACAAGUGAAACUUAUCAACGCGGGAAAGCAGAAGAAGCACUCGAAGAAGGAAAACCUGUUGACGGCUGACGAGACUACGAGGCUGACUACGAUGACCGAAGAGGACGAAGAUGACAGUGGAAUCUCUAUCAAGGUAGACUUGAUACGAUCGAAGGAAAGCAUCAGCCCGUUAACGAUUAACGGCACUACUUCGGCCGAGACUUCUGUCUAACAAAAACAACGCUACAUUGGGAACGAACGCUCGCGAUCAUCUUUGAACGAUCACUCGAUCUUUGAACGAUUCCGAAGAUUCUCUUUUCCUUUAGUUCCAAUUUAAACGGUACAAAGCACGUUUUGAUUUUCCUCGUACGCGUUAUCGUCCAGUCAUGGUAAACGCGAUCAUCGCGUGGUCAGGAACAGUCGAGAAGAGUUAUUAAAAGGACAAUAUUUUAUAGGAAAUGGAAUUGCACGCGAGACUAUCUAAUUUCAUCGCGUUGUAGCUUGGACGAGUGCAAUUAACAAACGCCACUGACGGAUACCUAUAUGUAGCUGUCGUGAACCUUUUAUUCGUAAGAAAGGAAGAAAAAAGAAACGCACACAUCAUUGAAACUUAAAGUAGAGCGAUCUAGAUUUAAGGCUGGAUUUGUUGAUAAAUCGACGCGUGAAUUGUCAUCGCCGGAUCUCGAAUCUAUUCUUGUCAGUGCGCAAUAACGUAUACUUGUAAUCUAGCGAUUAUAUGGAUUAAGUAGUUUGUGCCCAUAGAAAGUACGCCAAGAAAACCCCUUUGGAUAUAUCGACGUUUCCUUCGAGGGAUGUCUCACAGAGGAGCUUGACCGAUACGCGUCGUCGAUCAUAGAGAAAGCGCCGAAAAGGUCGGUAUUACCCCCAGUGACGAGACUCAUUCUUCACCAACGCUCAUGCAACAUUAACAACAUUCCUCUAGCACGAUUGGAUUUUAUUAAAAUUGUUGAAGUUUCCAAUACACGCCAGAUACCGGCCAACAGCGACAAUAUAUUCAUUAUACGGUAAAUGUACAGCAUCUUUUUUACGCUGAGAAUAGGAAAAUUCGAUUGUGUGGAAGAAAAUUCGUACGCAAGGAUAUUAGAGAAGAGUUUUCCAUGUUUUUUAUCGAAAUUUUAGCACGACUGAAUUUCCAUGCGUAACGCCGUCCCUUGAAGGAUGUCCUUUUCGUUCGAAAAAAGGAAUAAUGAGAUUUUUAACGUACUGCAGUCUUUCAGAACAUUGCGCGGAUCGUUACACGAAUAAGCUGUUAUUUCUCCUUCUUCGCCGGUUUUCAACCGACACAGACACGGAAACGAACCGAUUGGUGCGAGAAUAUUAGAAGAGAAUAAUUUCAUACGAUAUUUUUCAAGCGACACGUUAUCAAAUUAUUACACGUUGGAAUAAACCUCCGAGGAUUUGCAAGUCCGCUCGAGAAAUGCGUGAUAAGUUCGUCGAUAAAUGAGAUUAGGUCUUCGUAUUUGGUGAGAAGAUGAGAUAGUAGCACUAUAGGUUAAUGAUAAAGAAAGGUGAGAGGCAUUAAUAGGCCUCCACCUGUAUAUACAACAUAUAUUGGAACAUCUCUAUCGAUAUAUGUAUUAUACAUACAGCAAAGUACGAUACGAAGCAGCCGUUCGUCUUGAUGUUACGUGUGUUUGUAUAAAUUUAAGGAAGAAAUUCGCACGCAGAUCUAUACACGCUCGCAAUGGGAAAGAAAUUAUAGAAGCGCAUGCGAGCGUUCUCGAUCCCGUUUCAGACACAUGUUUGCCAUAAGCUAACGGGCUACGAUCGUCAUUAUAGUAUUUUAAAUGGUUGUGAUUAGAAUUUUGAACAUUUUAUGGAUGAUGUGUAAGUACUUCCUAGUGAAAGAACAGUGAUUUCAAUAAUUUUGUAAAUCUUACGCGACGUAAACAAAAUUCUGCUUUAAAAGGUUCGCGUGACAAAUUAUAAUAACAGAGCAGUGAAUGCGCGUGAUACGGUAUUCCGCUAUAUUUUCAAUUUACAUAUUUUUUAAAAAUCGCGAACACAUUUGCUGCAACUUUUUACAAAGAUAUCCCGAGAGUGUGCCGCGCCGUGUUUAGAAGACCUAGUUUCCUGCCCAAAGUAUCUAUUUGCAACGGAAUACCGUUAAUGAUAAGAAUGGAUACCGAAGUUGAAAGCGUAGAAAUUUAUUUUAGGUACUGAAAUAGAAUUUUGUUACGAGCAAAAUAAGUUCAGCGUAUAAACGCGGAGUUGUUUAUCCUCGCAUAACAUCGCAUCAAACAUCAUUCAAUUUUCAUCAUGAAUAAAAGUGUACGUAACAAAUAACUUCCUUAAUGAUUAACUAUAGUUCGUAUAAGGAAUAUACACACUUUGGACACUUGCUUCGGUGGUCAUAUAUGUGUGUGUAUAUACGAACAAACGAGGAAACUCAUUGCGAGCAACAAUUGUAUAUAAUCAGUUGCAAUCAUAUAAUUCGCUGCCAUGCAUGCAAUCGAUGUAUUAGUCCUCCUUAACGGAAUUGCUGAUAAAUCCUAAUGAAAAAAGAAAAAGAAACAAAUACAAUAUUGAUUACCCACAAAA
Bombus pyrosoma is the source of this 7229-nucleotide messenger RNA. RefSeq names its product sodium bicarbonate cotransporter 3 (gene Ndae1). Gene Ontology annotation, cellular component: plasma membrane. Gene Ontology annotation, biological process: regulation of intracellular pH; bicarbonate transport; transmembrane transport. The coding region runs from base 1036 to 4899 and encodes 1287 amino acids. The transcript is spliced from 24 exons. Lineage: Eukaryota; Metazoa; Arthropoda; Insecta; Hymenoptera; Apidae. Gene Ontology annotation, molecular function: sodium:bicarbonate symporter activity; solute:inorganic anion antiporter activity; monoatomic anion transmembrane transporter activity. The record is from RefSeq and is a predicted model, not a curated record.